ACAUUGAAAGGCACGGACAGGAAGCGUGUACUGUUGCCGGACACCUGCCGCCGCGACGCCGCUUCUAGACUUUCGUUUUCAUUUCUCGACUCGAAACUGACUUGAUGUGGUUAUAGCUGUUGGAUAACAGAAUCAUGGCGGGGUUAGAGGUGUUGUAUACCUGCUUCGCUGACAGUAUUAGGUGUCCACAGGACGCAGUUGUGUGUUUCGUUCACUGGGACAUGAUAAAGAGUGGAUACAGGUGUGUCGGUUCUGGAGACGAGCCUCGCAGCACUGACAGGAAGUCUGAGCUGCUGCCUGCUGACUGGAGCAGCAGCAAGGAGCUGUACAGUCUGCGAUACAAAGCCAAAGACAGUGACACCCAGCUGCUGCUCAAAGCCAUCGUCGUCGACUCCACCUUGAUCUUCAACCUGAUGAACUCCAGCACGCAGCAGGUGUCCGACUUGACGGUGAACAUCAGCGAUCACGUGAAUGCUGACCAGCUGCACACAUUUGACAGUGUGUUCAAGGACGCGGACGGUUUGUCAGAGAAGGUGAGGACUCAGCUGCUGCCCUCCCAGGACAGACCGUCUUCACAGAAGGCUGAGACGAAGACUCGGCGGGAGGAGGAGGAGGAGGAGCGGAGACGGCGUGGAGAGGACAGCGACCCCCUCCGCAUCCCGAGCAGAGAUCCUCGCCAGGGGACGCAGCCGCGCUGGCCCGACCCCUUGCUCCCUCCGUUCGCAGCAGGAGGAGCAGAUCUGGAUCCCUUCGGGUCUCGCGGCGGCGGCGGGAUGAUAGUGGACCCGUUGAGGUCGGGGUAUCCUCGCUCUGGUUUCGACCCAUCCAGCGGCAUACCAGACAUUCUGCCUCCCGGAGCCGUCCCCCCCGGGGCCCGCUUCGACCCGUUUGGACCAAUCGGACGACGCAGACCAGGGCCGGAUCCCGACCACAUGCCCCCGCCCGGCUAUGACGACAUGUUCAUGUAGUGCCCGGCGGCGUUUCCUGCUUUCCUACUUCCUGUGUGCUCCAUCCCGUCCUCCAGCCAAUGGGAGGGUGGAGGAAAGAGCCCGCCUGCACCUCCCCGAGGGUUCGAUCUGGUUUAGUGAAAUAAAAGUUUUGCCUUUUUUUAUUUUCUCCUGUUGUUUGAGAAAGAAGGUUUGUUUUUGAACUGUUCAUUUCACAUAACUAACGUGCGGACUGUCGGAGUAAAACAUCAGCGCAUCACGUCAGAUCUGAGCUGAGAUCAGCCGCUCAGUUCGCAGUAAAACACCUUAGGAGUUUACCGACCGAUUCAUUGUAAGCUCAUAGGACGUGUCGUUUUUGAAAAUCUUUUGAAGCUUUGUUGUUUUGAAGUGGACUCGUCCUGACGGCCUGCAGGCAGCGUCAGCGGCUGCUUCGCCUGCUUCCUCCGUGACAGCAGGAGGAGACGCCGUCACCCCAUCAAACUGCAUCUUGUGGUUCUGCUUCAUUCAUUAACAAAUUGUUGCCAACCGUUUGUUGACUCAUGAACCUGGUUGAUAAAAUAAUUCACGACUCUGAAACAACCAAUAAAAACGUCAGACCUUA
Molecule: messenger RNA, 1548 nt
Organism: Scatophagus argus
Lineage: Eukaryota; Metazoa; Chordata; Actinopteri; Scatophagidae
Gene: psmf1
Product: proteasome inhibitor subunit 1
Exons: 7
Coding region: 135-968 (277 amino acids)
Biological process (GO): proteasome-mediated ubiquitin-dependent protein catabolic process
Molecular function (GO): proteasome binding; endopeptidase inhibitor activity
Source: RefSeq, a predicted model, not a curated record